Cladophialophora bantiana CBS 173.52 is the source of this 2445-nucleotide messenger RNA. RefSeq lists its product as uncharacterized. The transcript is spliced from 2 exons. Gene Ontology annotation, biological process: P-body assembly; deadenylation-dependent decapping of nuclear-transcribed mRNA. Gene Ontology annotation, molecular function: RNA binding. The record is from RefSeq and is a predicted model, not a curated record. NCBI's taxonomy places the organism in Eukaryota, Fungi, Ascomycota, Eurotiomycetes, Chaetothyriales, Herpotrichiellaceae. Bases 1 to 2445 code for a protein of 814 amino acids. Gene Ontology annotation, cellular component: P-body.
AUGUCUUUCUUUGGGUUCGACACCUCUCUCCCCAGGGACAAGCCUGAGGGCGCAGGCAAGGGCAUUUUCGAGCACACAAACCCUUUCACCGAAGUCGCAAAGGCCCGAAAAUUGCAGGCCUUUCAAGACAAUCAGGACGAGAUUCUCGACUUCGAAGACACCUACGAUGGGCUGGGCGAUCAACUCGAGGAGGCCGGCGACGACUUCAACGAUGACACCUUUGGCGGUGGCGCUGAGGGCGGAGCUGGUCAAGGCUCUGUGGGAAAGGAUUAUGACUUUUUUGGAAAAACGGCACAAGUCUCAAACGUGAUCAACGAGGAGCAAAUGCGCUACAACUUGCAACACCCUCACCAACCAGCUGCGGCCGCUCAACCGGCGAAGGCCAAAAAGACCGGCUAUGAGAAAUAUCAAGAUCCGGGUUAUAUUCCAGAUAUUCAGGCAAAAUCUGGGGCAUGGGGCUCAAAAUCAAGCACAACCGCUGCUCCGUCUGGCGAUAGCCGCAUCAGUACGGCUCGUAGCGCCGCUCCGGUCUGGUCCUCUGCUCCUGCACCCUCGCCCCCGCCCGCACAGAUCUCACAACCUCCAAUGAUGACUCUUGAACAGGUUGAGGCGGCCCUGCUGGCUGAAUCUCAAGCGAGACAAUCACAGCUUCCAUUCCCUCAGCCUCAGCCAUAUCCAUUUCCAGCUCAGCAGAUGCAACCGCAAUCUCCUCAGCAAUAUCAGCCCAGGGGACUUCCACCCGGCCUGUCAACCCAGCCUCAACCACAACCUCCUCCGGAUGGAUCUAGGAGCCACAAUCGCUUGCCCUCACAACCACGUGCGCCUCAGCAACCUCUACAGAUUCUUCAAAAUCCAAACAGGGCUCGCCAUUCGCCCCAACCCAGUCUCGACAGGUCUCAACCCAUUCCUCCGAUGGGACCUCAAGGUCCUGGUGCGUUGCCGAUCAUAACUCAUCCCCAACAGCUAAUGGAACUGUCUGAAGAACAGCGACGGGCGUAUCUUGAAGAAGACGCUAAAAGAGCAAAGAGGAAUCACAAGAUCUUCCUUCUUUCUAAGGGAAACGGCUUGAUGACUCCACAAGACAAGAACUUCAUCACUCGAAUUCAACUUCAGCAAUUAGUGGCGGCCACAGGGAGCUCGACGGAUCCAAAUCCUGAAGCUGCUCUUAAUGAAGACUUCUACUAUCAAGUCUACAGCCAAAUCCGUGGCGCCCCACGACAACACCCCACCCAACCACUCGGGCACUUUGCGCAGACUUAUCUGUUCCAGACUGGUACUCGCAUGGGCGGCAGGCGGCAACAGAUCAACGGAGACAACCACAUGCAGAGAAUGCAGCAACAAGUCCAGCGUGCUGUUGAAGCAGCCAAGCUCAAACCGAAGAAUAAGCAGUUGAUUAUCGAAGGGAGCUUGGGCAAAAUAUCAUUCAGCAAUGCGAAGACACCAAAGCCUUUGCUCAACAUCAAGAGACAAGAGGGCACUGACUCCCGGCCCACGAGUGCCAAAAAGGGAAGUGGCGUAAGUACAAGUGAUCGCAAAACGAUUUUGAAGAACAUCGAGGCGGUGUAUACCACCUUGAUGCGCAUGGAGGAUCACGAACGACAAAUGCCGCCUCCGCCCACCGAGGGCGAUGCCGACUCGAUUCAGGCACAUCUUGAAUGGCGACAAAAGCAAAUGGAGCUCGGCAAUACUCUAUGGCAAGAUUUAAAGGUCUUGGAUCCUAUAGUUCCAGGAUCGACCAUUCCCCAUCCCUUUAUUGCUUUCCUGUCAUUUGCCAAAGGCAAGAAAGCCAUUCCUCGUGUCUUCCACCAAAUUGACCAGGAUAAAAGACUCACCAUCCUGACAAUGAUUGUGGUGCACCUUGAUCAGCUUGAUGUGGUCAAGGACGCUCGCCCUGCCCCUGGUGAAUCACAACCUCCGCUAAUUGUGCGAGAAGAAAUCGAGCUAUUCUCGCAAGCCGUCCUGCCGUGCUUGUUAUCUCAUGUGAGCGAGGCACCUGUUAAUAUCAUCACCGGAUUGCUAGGGCUUCUCAUCGAUCACACCAGCAUCUCGGUUGUUGCGCACACCAAGAUUGGGCUUGGUAUGCUGACGAUGCUGUUGACCCGCGCGGAAUUGGUGAAGGAGGCUGGGUCAGUCACUGAUCAGGAUUGGCAGCAGUGGACCAUGUUAUACGCUCGCCUGUUUGACAUGCUGGAACCUCUUUUUGGCUCGCUAUUCCCUGGUCCGGUCAACACGGGCGAUGACAUGUACGUUUGGCAAUUCUUGGCUGCCAUCGGCAUAUGCGCCAGCCCCGACCAACAACAGAGGCUGGUUAUCGGUGUCAAAGACAGGGUCAUGGAGACAGUCCUUCAGAGCAAAACAUUGCCUCCCGAAAUGUCGAGUGUUCGAUUGGGGAAUGUUAACCUGUUUAUGAGAGCCAUCGGUCUUGACGUGGAGAUGCUAGGAUGA